Messenger RNA from Penicillium malachiteum, 1290 nucleotides. RefSeq names its product putative serine/threonine protein kinase ENV7. Gene Ontology annotation, cellular component: cytoplasm; Golgi apparatus. Gene Ontology annotation, biological process: regulation of vacuole fusion, non-autophagic; protein phosphorylation; vacuolar protein processing. The transcript is spliced from 3 exons. The record is from RefSeq and is a predicted model, not a curated record. Bases 1 to 1290 code for a protein of 429 amino acids. Lineage: Eukaryota; Fungi; Ascomycota; Eurotiomycetes; Eurotiales; Aspergillaceae. Gene Ontology annotation, molecular function: protein serine/threonine kinase activity; ATP binding.
AUGGCGCAGUACUUCUUCGACCUUCUCUACAACUUCACAGAUUGCAUGUGCUGUUUUCCCAGUUCACCGCAACUCAAGAUCAAUAAUCGAAGCUUCAAGUUAUUGCGACUAUUAGGCGAGGGCGGUUUCUCCUAUGUCUACCUCGUACAAGAUAAGUCGAGCUCUGAAUUGUUCGCCUUGAAGAAAAUUCGGUGUCCCUUCGGUCAAGAAUCCGUGUCGCAAGCCUUAAAGGAAGUCGAAGCGUACAACCUAUUCACCUCACAAGCCAACAUCAUCCAUUCCAUCGAUCAUUCCGUCUCUACCGAGUCAGGCUCCAAGUUCCGAUCCGAUGGCGGCGACGCAGGCUCCAAGACAGUAUACAUCCUCUUGCCCUACUACCAACGGGGUAAUCUUCAAGAUGCCAUCAACGCCAAUCUGGUCAACCACACCCGCUUCCCGGAGAAGCGCUUGAUGAUGCUCAUUUUGGGCGUAGCGACUGCGCUUCGCGCCAUGCACCAAUAUCGUGUCAAGAGUGGCGCGGAAGCUACCCGCAAGGCCAAGGGCGUACGGAGGCAAGGGGACGAGGCAGAUGCGGAGAGGACAAUGCAGAUGAAACCACAGCGACGGGCAAGCCAUCGUGUGCAGCAAGAGGAGGAGGAUGAAGAAAAUGAGCCAUUGAUGGAUGAUGAGGUGACACGUAGCCAGGAGGGUGUGCAAGACGGUGAUCUGCGCCCGUAUGCGCACCGCGAUAUCAAGCCCGGAAACAUCAUGAUUGAUGACGAUGGUCAAUCCCCAAUUCUUAUGGAUCUGGGCUCUUUGGCACCCAGUCCUAUUGCUAUCACAUCCCGCUCUCUGGCAUUGGCGGUCCAGGAUACAGCCGCAGAGCACAGCACUAUGCCUUACCGUGCACCUGAAUUAUUUGACGUCAAGACCGGAUCCAUAAUCGAUACCAAGGUCGAUAUUUGGUCGCUAGGCUGCACUUUGUAUGCAUGCCUUGUCGGAAAAAGUCCAUUCGAGGCUCGCAGCGAGGAAACCGGUGGUAGUCUGAGCAUGUGUGUUCUUGGUGGCGACUGGCGAUUCCCCGACGAAAAAUCCAAUGCUACCAAGGGCAAAGGCAAGUCUGGAGGCGACGUCGAUGACGCAUCCAAGAGCAGCGGAAGCAGCACAAUCAGCGCUCCAGUCAAGGAAAUUGUUCGCAAGUGUCUCGAAGUUGAACCUUCCGAGCGUCCUGACAUUGACGAGUUGAUCGAACUCAUCAAGGAUGUUGUUAGCCAGUUGCCGGAUGAUGACGCGGCAGGUUCAUCUCAUUAA